UACUGAGUUCAUCUUUUUAAACUACUGCUGUAGUGUCUGUGUGUGUGACAGAGUCUUAUCAAAGAUGAUAGCCAUCAUCACACUGCUGGUGCUGCUGUUCUCCGAGUGCGGAGCUCAGAUCCAGUGCUCCCAGAGUGAACUGGAGACCGAGAACCAGCUGAGGGAACUCAGAGCCAUGGUGCUGGAGUUGAGAGGGAAGCUGACCGGUACCCAGAAGGAGCUCCGAGACACCACGACUGCGCUGCACAACACCAACACUGCGCUAGCAGCAGUGAAGACCAGACUGGCAACCACUGAAACUGAAGUAGUGAAUCUGGAGAAGGAGAUUUCAAAGAAACCCAAGGUGGCGUUCUCAGCAGGUCUGACUAACUCGGGACUCGUAAAGGCUGGGAGUUCUGAGCUGAGCUUGGUUUUCACUAAAAUCAUCACCAAUAUUGGACAGGCCUACAGCAGCACGACUGGCUUCUUCACAACUCCAGUCAAAGGAGUCUACUACUUUAGAUUCACAGUACUUGACAUACUAGAGUCACGCAGGAUGACAAUCCUGAUGUUUAAGAACAAAGAGAAGCUCAUGGGCUUGGCAGAAUACGAUACUGAUGGAAAAGAAACCUAUCUCUCUGGUGGUGUGACUCUGCAGCUGGAGGUGGGAGAUGUGGUUAACAUGCGACUCCUGCAGUUCUGUCACUUUGGCAUGCCUGGCCCAGCAAUCUGGAGUGAGUGCCUGGCCUGGGAACUGCUUCAGGGUGGCCUCUGA
This is a messenger RNA of Alosa sapidissima (American shad), 754 nucleotides long. Its product is annotated as complement C1q-like protein 2. NCBI's taxonomy places the organism in Eukaryota, Metazoa, Chordata, Actinopteri, Clupeiformes, Clupeidae. The record is from RefSeq and is a predicted model, not a curated record. Gene Ontology annotation, molecular function: protein binding. The coding region runs from base 65 to 754 and encodes 229 amino acids. The transcript is spliced from 3 exons.